Messenger RNA from Dovyalis caffra, 156 nucleotides. Lineage: Eukaryota; Viridiplantae; Streptophyta; Magnoliopsida; Malpighiales; Salicaceae. The record is from the annotation of a GenBank genome assembly.
AUGUCAAACCCUAAAACUAUCGAUUCCUCACUCUGGUUUGAUUCCUUUACUUUCUUUCUCACUGACCUAGAAAACGCCUUUCUCUCCUCUGGCUUACCUCCUCACCUCGCGAAGAAGUUGAAGGAGAAUCACGCAUGGUUUGUGGAAACUGUUUAA